Messenger RNA from Serendipita indica DSM 11827, 3345 nucleotides. Lineage: Eukaryota; Fungi; Basidiomycota; Agaricomycetes; Sebacinales; Serendipitaceae. The record is from the annotation of a GenBank genome assembly.
AUGGACUCGUCCUCGACAAUAGACCGUGCCGCAGGACAGCGCUUGUACACUCUUCCUUUCCUUUUGCCCUGCUUUCUGCUCCUGAUCGCCUCUGCUGGAGCUCAACCUGUUUCCCUUCCAUUCUCUUUCUGUGCUCCUUCAACCUUUCAUGAACCGAACCCGCUCAAACGUGUCAAUGUCACGGCCGUGUACGGUCAACUCUACCAUCCAGACGAUCCCACAACAAGAGCGUUGAAGCUCACGGCGAUAGGGGAAAUUGGAGACACUCUUGAGGGAUACUUAAACUCGACUGGAUUCCUAGCGACGUUGUUCACCUCGACAGACUAUCUAACUUAUUCUAUAUCCGACAAGACCAGCUCGUUUUGCGAAGUCCUUCGGCCACCCUCUCCGCUCCCGACUCUCCCAACAAACGACACGUUCUACUGCCCGCUCUCCGCCGGUCCUCUUGCAUUUGGACUGGCUGUACCUCUGCCCUUGGAAUCAUACGCACUCAAGACAUUGGUUACCCAACUUCGCAUCGUCGAUUCGUCGAGCCCCGCCCACGAACUUGCAUGCGUCGAGAUUGCAGCCACGCCUGCACCUAGGGAACAUAGGAUCUAUGGGGGCUGGACCGGAAUCUUUUGGGGUACGCUCGGUCUCACACUGGCCUUCUGGCUUGUGACCAGUAUUGGGCGGGUCAGUGCCGCCUGGGACCGGGGACUGGGAAGAACAGGACACCCAUGGUGGCUGAAGCUGGAGAGGACAGGGUUCGUCCUUGCAAGUGCCCUCUCGGGCGAAAAGUUUUCCGUAUCCCCUGCUUUGUUGCGUUUUGCGACCCCAUCCGCUCGCGACCUUGUUCUGACCACUCAAUGGUGUGCGACACUCGGCAUGAUUGCCGUUCAGUGGCCAGACUUUAUCUAUCCCAUGUUUGCUCAAACGGCCUGGUCGACACUGCUGUCCAAUUCCACCCUGGUGUCGGGCGCGACAUGGAACCCUUUAUAUUCGACCUCAUUUGACCCACCGUCCGAGUUUCGAGACCAGAUCAUGGACUCGAACUCGUCUUUAUAUCUGGACAUCGCACAGCCAAACCUUCUCCUUACGUUUCCUCCAAACGCUCAUAACGGCAUGGACAAGUUUGUUUCGUCUGUGGGGCUUCUCCCGCAGCACGCAUUCGGCACUUGUCUCGCGAUAUUCCUCAUUAUUGUCGCCGUUGUAGUGAUUUUGAGUACAGUGAUCACCCUCAUCGGAUGGACUGGAUCAGCGCUUCUUGGGGGAUCCAAGAAGCCCUCUACGGAGCGAAAAGAUUUACCAGAAGCCGAAGUCCGGCGUGCCCCGUGGAGAAGGCGCUUUGGUCUAAAUUCAUUCCACGGCAGCGUGGCACACGGUAAUCUCGUGCGGCUCCUCAUCCUCUUCCACCUUCCAAUCACCAUAUUUUCGUGCUAUCACCUCCAAUUGGGUUCCGACGUUGCGACGGCGAAAAGCAAGGUCCUCGCCGGGCUCUCAUUCACCAUAUUCUCCUUGAUCCUCCCAGGCUGGCUUAUAUUUCGUAUCGUCACUACUAGCACAAGCAAGCUCUACGAGGCAACUCGCACCCUUCUCGCCCUGGGUCCGCUCUACAACCAGUACCAGCCACGGUCGCAGCUGUUCUGUGCGGGAUUCUUUGCCUCCAAUAUAAUUGUCGGCAUUGUUAUUGGAUUUGGACAGCAGAGCGGCACUGUUCAAGCCGUUAUCAUCCUUGUUGUCGAGGUUCUCACCACUCUUUCGACGAGCGUGUGGCUGCCGUGGAUGACAGGGGCACAGAUGGGAGUGAUUAGCUUCAUGUUCUGCGUCGCCCGCAUUGUCGCAACCGUCCUAGUUGUCAUAUUGGCUCCUCCAGUCAAUAUAGGUUCUCAAGCUGGUGGAUGGAUUGCAUUUGGCAUUCUCUCCAUUCUUGGACUCAUGUAUCUUGGAUUCGCAAUCAUGUUGGUCACAAAGCUACUCGAAGGCAUCGUACGCGCAGUACGCGGGUUGUCAUUUGCAAGCUCCAAGCAUUCUCUCGAUUCUGGUCUGUUUGGUGCGUUGGGUUGUUGCGGUGGAACCACGAGGAAGAACAAGCGCCGCAGCCACCGUCGCAGUGGCGAACGGAGAAGCGGAGAAAAUCGCGCACGUCACUCGCGUGGCUACUCUGAAUCAACGGCGAAUACAGUGGCGCCAUCAUACGCCAGACCGUCCAACAUCUCGUACCUCAAGCCAGAGCAAGCCUCGAUGCCGUACCGCGAGAGUAGUGACGAUGAUGCAGGCUUUAUCAUGGAAUCAUGGUCGAAGACGGAUCUCAACCUGCCCGGGGGUCCCCGAUCUAAAUCAAAGGUGACUUUGGAAAGCUUGGGUGGUGAAGAGCAACCAACCUCGACGGGAUUCGCGCGCGUUGGCGGAGGUCGGGCCCAUUUCGAUACACCGUAUGCAAUCAUGAAGGGCAAGCAAGCAGCCGCACCUGGUCGUACAGCGGCCACUCCAGCACCAAUAUCUCAGUUUGGUGGCCAGCCACCCUUUGAGACACCUCCGUCUAUCUCAGCACCUCCAGAACCCUUGCCAAAGGGUGCUGCACGUCCACUUCACUCACGAACACGCUCUCACACAGCCGUCAUCGAGGACGUAUCGACACUCUAUCCUGGCGCCAUUCCUGGCGCCACAACGGCAACUUCAAAGUCGACUAGCCGACCUGGGUCAUCUGGGAAUGCGAGUAGGCCGGGUUCAUCUGGAAGGAGUGCGACGCAGCACGGUCGACCGAGCUCCGCUGGAAAGUCGCGGUCAUAUAGUAGGCCGGCUUCCAGUCAUAACGGGAAGAGUGGACCCGCAACGGAUGAGAUGGGUGUAAAUCAUGCCGCACCAAAGUCUGCGUCCACCUCGAAGAACAAGGGACGAGGUUGGUUUGGGCUUGGUGGACCGUCGGGCGGUGACAGCUCUUCUGAUGAAGAUGAUGAAGAGGAGAGUAAGGAAUCAUCUGGAAAGAGAAGCGGUGCCGGGGGUCGCUGGGGCUUCAAGCGGAGGAGAAAGAGCGAAAGCGAUAUGAGCCCGGUUCCAACGCCGACGGCGGAAAACCGCUCCUUUGUGGUCAUUCGAAAUCGACCUCAGCAGAACCCAGGGUAUACGGCUGUUCCGCCGGUGCCGACAGAGGGUGGUGGGGGUCAUCAAGCAUUCAACGCAUUCAACGUCGAUCCUUAUGGCAGCCCGUCGAAUGAGCCUAGCGGACUAAACAAUGUCAAUAUGGUGCUUGUCUCACGGACGCCUAUUACACCAGAGGCUGGUGACCAGCGCCCUAUGUCCCCUCCAUCGUCAUAUGUCGCACCUCGGGGCUCGAGCCGUCGAAUGUCGAGUCCACCGAGUUGA